AUGGCAUAUAGGGCCAAAACACAUGCAUCAGAUGAAGUGGCAGGCUCCUUUACUAAGCAAUAUACUAGAAUAUAUGAUUAUGCUCAUGAGUUAUUAGAAAGAAACCCUGGGUCUACAAUCAAGGUCAAAGUUGAGCCAUUUGAUGGGAAAGUAAUAUUCCAAAGGUUUUACGCAUGCCUAAAGGCUUGCAAAGAUAGCUUUCUUUCAUGUAGGCCAAUCAUUGGCCUUGAUGGAGCCUUCUUGAAAGGUCAACAUCAUGGUGAGCUAUUAACUGUUGUGGCCAGAGAUGCAAACGACCAAAUGUUGCCAUUGGCGUAUGCAAUUGUUGAAGUUGAGAAUAAAGACACCUGGAAAUGGUUUCUGGAGCUCCUGAUUGAAGACCUAGGUGGUAGAGAUGGUUUAAGAUAUGCUGCAGAAGAUGUUAUUCUUGGAGUUGCACAAAGAUUUUGUGUAAGGCAUUUAUAUGCCAACUUCAGGAAAAAAUUUCCUGGAAAAAACUUGAAAAGGCUUAUGUGGAGGGCAGCUACAGCAACUCAUCCACAACAAUGGGAGACUGAGAUGAGAAAGAUGAAAGCUGUUAACGUAGAUGCUUUUAGACAUCUCAUGGGAAUUGCUCCAAGGUUUUGGUCAAGAUCAAGGUUCACAUCCACAACUCAAAGUGAUACCUUAGUGAAUAACAUGUCAGAAGCUUUUAAUAGCGUUCUGGUAAAUACAAGGACAAAACCCAUUAUUUCAUUGUUGGAGGACAUCAGAUUGUAUAUGAUGAAGAGAUGGGCCACUAAUAGGUCACGGGUUACUUCUUUUAAGUCAUCAAUUUGUCCUAAAAUUCAGAGUAGACUAAACAAGGAGGCACAACAAACAAAGUAUUGGAUUCCCAGGAAGUGGAGCAUCAGUGGAAUUCCUUGUGUGCAUGCAUUGACAGCAAUGAGGUUUCUGAACCUAAAUGCAGAGGACUAUGUACCACUAUGCUUCAAAAAGUCAACCUAUGAAGAGAUGUAUUCCUCCAUUAUAUACCCCAUUAAUGGAAAACAUCUAUGGGAGGUCACUGAAUAUCAAGAUGUCUUGCCUCCACCAAAAAGACAAAUGCCUGGUCGUCCUAAGAAGAAAAGGAGAUUAGAGCAAUGGGAGUUGAAGAAAAGUACCACNAAAAUGUCAAAGGGGGGCUUACUCAAAAGAUGUACCAUGUGUAGGGAAGUGGGACACAAUAAAAGAAAUUGCCCUAACAGAAGCCAAGUGCAGGAAGAGGGACAACCUAGUACAUUGCCUCAGGGUGAACCACAUGGACCAGAUACCCAGGGUGAACCACAUGGAGCAGAAACCCAUCCUUGA
Molecule: messenger RNA, 1329 nt
Organism: Vigna radiata var. radiata (mung bean)
Lineage: Eukaryota; Viridiplantae; Streptophyta; Magnoliopsida; Fabales; Fabaceae
Exons: 4
Coding region: 1-1329 (442 amino acids)
Molecular function (GO): nucleic acid binding; zinc ion binding
Source: RefSeq, a predicted model, not a curated record